CCCACGGAAACGCGGGUGGCCGUGGGGACGGGCAGGUGCAGCAACAGCAGAGGGCGCCCUGCGCCCCGCGGGGUCACUCCGCCCCCUCCCCCGCUCCCUGGCCGGACCUUCCCUGCUAUUUUUACGCGCGGACACCGGACACCCGGCCGGGGUGGCUGCGGCACCAGGGCCGGGCGUCGGGGCCACACGUCCGUCCGCCGGUCGUCCGGGCUGUGCGCGCCAUGGAGCCGCGGUGUCCGCCGCCCUGCGGCUGCUGCGAGCGGCUGGUACUCAAUGUGGCCGGGUUGCGCUUCGAGACCCGCGCGCGCACGCUCGGCCGCUUCCCGGACACGCUGCUGGGGGACCCGGUGCGCCGCAGCCGCUUCUACGACGGCGCGCGCCGCGAGUAUUUCUUCGACCGACACCGGCCCAGCUUCGACGCGGUGCUCUACUACUACCAAUCGGGCGGGAGGCUGAGACGGCCGGCACACGUGCCGCUCGACGUCUUCCUGGAGGAGGUGUCCUUCUACGGGCUGGGCGCCGCGGCGCUGGCACGGCUGCGCGAGGACGAAGGCUGCGCGGUGCCCCCCGAGCGGCCGCUGCCACGCCACGCCUUUGCGCGCCAGCUCUGGCUGCUCUUUGAGUUCCCCGAGAGCUCGCAGGCUGCGCGAGUGCUCGCCGUGGUCUCCGUGCUCGUCAUCCUGGUCUCCAUCGUGGUUUUUUGCCUCGAGACGCUGCCAGACUUCCGCGACGACCGCGAUGACCCGGGACUCGCGCCGGUGGCGGCAGCCACUGGCCCGUUCCUCUCUCGGCUGAAUGGCUCCAGUCCCAUGCCAGGAGCUCCUUCCCGCCUGCCCUUCAGUGAUCCCUUCUUUGUGGUGGAGACCCUGUGUAUCUGCUGGUUCUCCUUUGAGCUGCUGGUGCGUCUGGUGGCCUGCCCAAGCAAAGCCAUAUUUUUCAAGAAUGUGAUGAACCUUAUUGACUUCGUGGCCAUCCUGCCUUACUUUGUGGCCCUGGGCACCGAGCUAGCCCGGCAGCGCGGAGUGGGUCAGCCGGCUAUGUCGCUGGCCAUCCUAAGGGUCAUCCGACUGGUGCGUGUUUUCCGUAUCUUCAAGCUAUCAAGGCAUUCGAAGGGCCUACAGAUCUUGGGUCAGACGCUGCGGGCCUCUAUGCGUGAGCUAGGUCUCCUCAUCUUCUUCCUCUUCAUUGGUGUGGUCCUCUUUUCCAGUGCAGUCUACUUUGCGGAAGUAGACCGGGUGGACACCCAUUUCACCAGCAUCCCGGAGUCCUUCUGGUGGGCAGUGGUCACCAUGACCACAGUUGGCUAUGGAGACAUGGCACCCGUCACUGUGGGUGGCAAGAUCGUGGGCUCUCUGUGUGCCAUUGCGGGUGUGCUCACCAUCUCUCUGCCGGUGCCGGUCAUUGUCUCUAACUUCAGCUACUUCUACCACCGGGAGACAGAGGGCGAAGAGGCAGGACUGUACAGCCACGUGGACACACAGCCCUGCAUCACACUGGAGGGCAAGGCUAACGGGGGGCUGGUGGACACUGAGGUGCCUGAACUCCUACCACCACCACUCUGGCCCCCCGCUGGGAAACACAUGGUGACCGAGGUGUGAGGGACAGCAGUGGGGUGGGAGGGAGGUGGGAAGGCAGGGCAGGUGCUGGGUUAAGGAACAGAGACCGGAUGUGAAGUUAUGUCACGUGGUAGUUCCUAGGGGGGCCUUAAGUAGAUGUGAAUGGCCAUAAUUUGGGUUGAGUCCAGGGGUUCCCCAUUGGCUGUGCAAAUCUCCAGGGGACCCUAUGGGUUGCACUGAAAGAGACUUGUCAUAAGCUGUGGGUUUCCUGGGUCUGUGUGGGGGUCUCAUUCGAGUGUAUGAUGAGCAGUUAUGUGGCUUUGAUUCCCUAGGGCCAAACUAGCGCCACUGUUAAAGUGGUCACAUGACUGCGUAAUCAUGCGCAGAAGCUGUGUGAAGGUGCAAAGGAGAUUGUAAGAGUAUAAGAGGUAGAAGGAGGCAGAAACCCAGAGAGGAAGGGACAGAGGCCCCAAGCAAUGGUUCUCUGUGCUGUAUUACAUGUGUUACGUGGCCGGAACCUGUUUAGGGCCAUGCUAAGCUGGGACAUCUGGAGAUGUGUCACAGUGGGCGUCUCCUAAUAGACACACAGUGAGUCUGACGACAUCUUUGUUUUCAGGGGCCCAUGCUGACUCUUGUCACUGCGAGUCCCGUGGGAGUGUAUGUGAGGGCCUAGGACCAUGGGGACCCAAGGGCCACAGUGCAGAUGAAACUAAGUGUAAGGGAGCAAGCGUGGACACAUGGGUGUAUGUGGCCCGCUGAACCAGCUUGCUCAGGGAUAUGCCCUGUAGAACGGGGGUUUCAUCUCCCUCGGUCUCCCCCCCCCCCCCCCCGCCCCAUCCAUCUGGAGAGGCUCUGUGGGAAGUAGCACUCAGUUUACCCUGCUCGUUUGGGAUCCAGGCCAAGGCUGCCCCAAGCUUUAGCACAGGGAUUCAAAGACUGGAGUCACAAGGGAAGAAAAACACAGAGAAGAAAGAGUAGGUGCUUGGACCAGACAUGACGGGGGUGGGGUGGGGACAGAGAUCUAGAGAGGAGAGAAAGGAAGGGGGAGAGAGUGAGAAAGGGGAAGAGGAGAGGGGGAGAGGCCCAGAGAGAGAAAACCAGGAAUGAAGGGCUGGCACCAAGUCGUGGGUGUCCGGCGUGCAGAAAGAAGGAGAGAGAGAGAAGGAGAGAAAGGGAGAGAGAGAGAGAGCAGAAACCGUGGUAGCCUUGAGCCCAAGGGUCACCCUUUUUGUUCUCUGAGUCAUAACAGACUUAAGCCAUGGCGUCAGCACCCCUCACAGCCAAGGAAGGCCGCCACCACACUCCUGGAGGUGCUCUGUGUUUCCUAGGGCAGAAACCCAAGGCUGUGAAAUGCUGUGGCUUCCCCCAAGGUCACCCAGCACGUCAUGGGGCCAGAACUGGUGGCAGGUGGCCUGCCUGUGACACCCCCACAGCUUCUGGCGUGCAGGUAUUGCUGGAGGUCACUGGUCCUGUGUCUUUUUGUUUUGUUUUGUUUUUUGAGACAGGGUCGGUACUUCUUUGUGGCUCUGGCUGUCCUGGAACUCACGCUGUAGGCCAGGCUGGCUCUGAACUCACAGAGAUCCUGCCUCUGCUUCUGAUGUGCUGGGAUUAAAGGCGUGUACCGCCAUGCCUGGCAAGGCCCUGCAUCACAUAGAGGAGGAAGCUGAUAGCAAUGGGAACAGCAUUACCCUAGGCUACAGAGAGACAUUUUCAGAAUCUUCUGAGACUGAGGGGCAUUUUAGGAAGAGGAGAGCGGUUACAACACCAACAGAGUUCAAGUUAUUUGACUGGCAUUAAUUUAUUAAAACCUGUUCACUGGU
Alexandromys fortis (reed vole) is the source of this 3376-nucleotide messenger RNA. RefSeq names its product potassium voltage-gated channel subfamily A member 7 (gene Kcna7). The coding region runs from base 222 to 1598 and encodes 458 amino acids. The transcript is spliced from 2 exons. Gene Ontology annotation, molecular function: delayed rectifier potassium channel activity; protein binding. Gene Ontology annotation, biological process: potassium ion transmembrane transport; protein homooligomerization. Lineage: Eukaryota; Metazoa; Chordata; Mammalia; Rodentia; Cricetidae. The record is from RefSeq and is a predicted model, not a curated record. Gene Ontology annotation, cellular component: voltage-gated potassium channel complex; membrane.